Molecule: messenger RNA, 1632 nt
Organism: Hyphopichia burtonii NRRL Y-1933
Lineage: Eukaryota; Fungi; Ascomycota; Pichiomycetes; Serinales; Debaryomycetaceae
Product: Ran guanyl-nucleotide exchange factor
Exons: 1
Coding region: 1-1491 (496 amino acids)
Cellular component (GO): cytoplasm
Molecular function (GO): guanyl-nucleotide exchange factor activity
Source: RefSeq, a predicted model, not a curated record
AUGGUGGCUUUGCAAAGAAAGAGAAAAGAGGAUUCACCUCAAGCAAACGGAGCCAAAAGAACCAAAUCAGCAGCUACCUCAUCUUUUAUUUUACAUUCAUAUUCAAAGUUACCAGAUGUUAACGAAUUUAAGUCAGCAAAGACCCAACCUUUGGAUGUAUUUGUAUGGGGUACUGGAUCUAUGUGUGAAUUAGGUUUAGGGCCUAGUGCCAGUACCAAAGAGGUCAAGAGACCAAGAUUGAAUCCAUAUUUGACCAGUGAAAAAAUUGGUAACAAAGGUAUAGUUGAUUUUGCCGUUGGUGGUAUGCAUGUUUUAGCAUUAGACUCUGAUAAUGGGGUUUGGUCUUGGGGUACUAAUGAUAGUAAGGUUUUGGGUAGAGAUACUAGUGGAGCUAAAGAAGUUUUGAAAGAUAUGGAUCAAGAUGAAUCUGAAGAUGAAGAUGGUGAUUUGAAUGAAGCUGAAGCUACUCCAGGUUUAGUUGAAAAUUUACCCAAGUUGGCCGAUGACGUUAAAGUUGUUCAAUUGGCAGCCACUGAUAACUUGAGUGCUGUUUUAUAUAGUAAUGGGGAUGUUUAUGCUUGGGGUACCUUCCGUUGUAAUGAAGGUGAAUUAGGUUUUUUGAAAGAUAUUAAAAAACAAGUUACUCCAAAGAAAAUUACUCAAUUGCACAAUGUUGUUCAAUUGGUUGCUGGUAAAGAUCACUUAUUAGCUCUUGAUUCUAAAGGAAUUGUUUAUGCUUGGGGUAAUGGACAACAAUACCAAUUAGGUCGUCGUAUCUUAGAAAGACACCGUUUAAGCUCUUUAGAACCACAACAAUUUGGUUUGUAUAAUAUCAAAUAUAUUGCAAGUGGUGAUUUCCAUUGUUUCGCUAUUGAUCAUAACGAUAAAGUCUUUGCUUGGGGAUUAAAUCAAUUUGGUCAAUGUGCUUUAACUGAUUCAAAUGGGGAAUUAGAAGAUGGUUCUUUAAUAACUAAACCUACUCUUAUUCCUAGUUUAUCUGAUAGAAACAUUGUUGAAUUUGCAUGUGGUGAGCAUCAUACUUUAGCUUUAACUUCUGAUGGAAAUGUUUUAGCAUGGGGUCGUUAUGAUAUGAAAGAAAUUGGUAUUCCUAAAAAUGAAUUACCUGAAUCCACUUAUAAAGAUCAACAUGGUAAGGAAAGAUCUGUUCCAGUUCCAACCGUUAUUCACUUUGGUAAGAGAGAAAGUAAAGUUAAAGCUAAAGCUAUUGGUGCUGGUUCUCAUCAUUCUUUUGCCAUCACUGAUGAUGGUAUGGUCUAUGCAUGGGGUUUUGGUGAUACUUAUGCUCCAGGUUUAGGUCCAUUAGAUGGUGAUGUUGAAAAACCAACCAGAAUCGUUAAUACUGCCACCAAAUACCACGAUAUUCAACUCAUUGGUGCUGGUGGUCAAUUUUCUGUUAGUGGUGGUGUUAAAAUCACUGACGAAGAUAAAGCAGAAGACAGAUUAGAAAAAUAUGAAGAAAUUGAUGAAUAAUUCUUUUAAUUUCAGCUUUAGAUGCUUCGCCUUAAAUUAUAUAGAUUUAAAAAAAAAAAAUAUUUGUAAAUUAUAGUCUCUUAAUUUUAAUUUUUAAAAGUUCCAUUUUGUUUUAUUAUGUCAAUUUUUCCAUCUUUAAUG